This is a messenger RNA of Panicum virgatum (switchgrass), 1129 nucleotides long. RefSeq lists its product as uncharacterized. The transcript is spliced from 4 exons. Bases 108 to 620 code for a protein of 170 amino acids. The record is from RefSeq and is a predicted model, not a curated record. Lineage: Eukaryota; Viridiplantae; Streptophyta; Magnoliopsida; Poales; Poaceae.
GGCCCGCCACCAUCCCUGACGCCAGCUCGCGGCCCGCCCUCAUUGCGGCGGCCCGCCAACCCGCUGCGGCUGCGCCAUCGGGGACGAGGACACCGGAAGGGCCGGCGAUGUGGCGCGCCUGUGCGGCAGCGGCUUCUGCUGGCGCUGCGGUGGCACGCCGCACUAGCCGGCAAGCUGCGCGGUGGGUGGGGGACGCGGACGGGGCGAGAGCCGACUUGCCGCUGGUGCACCCAAAUCCGUGCUCGCGGGGCCUCGGGCGGCCCGACGGCUGCGGGAGCGUCCAACGCGCGCCGUCGUGCUCGCCCACUUCUGCUCGGUGCCUCGGUGGGCAACCCCCACCGCCCCCGCACCAGCCACUAUGGUCUACAACUGCCCUCAUCUCUACGCGCCGGAGGAUGAGACGGGGAGCACUAGCGGCGGCGGGAGCACGCUGGACCGGUUCCUGGCUUCCUGCGCGAGGUGGGGGCUUCGCCGGCCGCCCUCCUCGUCGGGCAGCCUCGCCAAGCUGGGGUGCUCGCGAGCGUUGCAGUGGUGUUGGUGGUCCUGCAGGAUCUGUCGAAGCCGUGUUCUCUUCCUGCGUAGUACUGCUCUCAGGUUCUGCCAUGGGAAAGCAAAUAUGAUUUGUUUACAACUCUACUACUGUAUUCGAGUAUGAGGCUUCUUAUGUUUGGCUGGGUUCUGUUCUGCAUAUUGAUAGCAUCAUGUCUACAAGGCUAGCUAUUGAGAAUGACUCGCGAUUGAAAUCAGACUGCAUUUUCAGUUUGAUGGAGUGUCAUCAAAUCCAUAUAAUUUAGUAGUUGUCAUAGGUAAGUAACAUCUUUACCUUCCUCUAAUUACUUUUACCUUCUGUUUGUCCUGUAGUACAACAUUUAUAAUACUUCACCUUCACAGUUUGCCAAUCAGAUUUUACUUUUCCUUCCUUUAUAUCAAUUAUUUGUUUCUAAUUUAAUGUGUUCUUUAGAGCUGGAAUAGAUCCUACAUAUCAUGACUUCAGGUCCGUUCUGCUGAUGCCACUACUUCCUCUGUUCUCCAUCCAGUAAUCACUAGGAUUUAAUGUUUGCAAUGUAGAACUUUGAGGAUUCCAAUAAAUGAAUAUAUGACCAUUGCUUUUUUACUAUUUGCCACAUCA